Molecule: messenger RNA, 571 nt
Organism: Didymodactylos carnosus
Lineage: Eukaryota; Metazoa; Rotifera; Eurotatoria; Philodinida; Philodinidae
Source: the annotation of a GenBank genome assembly
AUGGUAUAUGCUAGGCAUGUUACAAGCCAAGCUGCUUGUACCCAAGCCGGCUUGGGUAUACAGACUGGCUUGGGAAAUGAACAAAUGAUUGUCCUAGGCAUAAAUUCAGUAUAUCACGAAUCUUCUGCAUCAAUUGUCAUUGAUGGCCGGAUAGUGGUUGCCGCAGAAGAAGAACGAUUUAAUCGUUACAAACAUGGUAAACCCGCUAAUGUCGAUAAUCCGCAUUUACUUCCACUACAAGCCAUUAAAUUUUGUCUAAUCGAUGCCAAUUUACAUCCAGAAGAUAUCGAUUUAAUUGCGUUUUCCUUUGAUCCUACGCUGCGUGAAAAAUACUUCGAAUUUGACUCGAUAAGUCUUACCGGAGACUGGGGAAGCCCAGAAGGGGAAGAUGUAUUCCGGAAAGGGCUUGACAAGGUCAAAAUUUCUUUGACUCAAGUCUUGGGAGACAAAGCGGCAGAAAAACUUGUUUGGGUUCCUCAUCAUUUAACUCAUGCUGCGUCUGCUGUUUUUCCUUCUGGAUUUCCAGAAGCAGCAGUUUUGGUUAUCGAUGGUAUUGCUGAAAACGCAAGCA